UAACCACCAAGAAACUCCUCCACAUAUUAAGGAACUUGAACUUGGGUUGCUUCGUUCUUGGCUCUCUCUUGAAGCUGAGUUGCGGUGUUUCAUAGUUGGCUGUUCAAUACUCUACACAGAGAAAAGCAGAGACAGAGGUAAGAAAGCGAGAUCAGGCAUGGGAGCUGACUGGGGACCAGUAGUGGUGGCGGUGGCUUUGUUCAUCGUCUUAUCGCCGGGGCUGCUGUUCCAGUUGCCGGGGAGGUAUAGGGUGGUGGAGUUUGGAGGCAUGGGAACCAGUGGGAUUUCCAUCCUGGUUCAUGCCAUUGUUUACUUCGUUGUACUCACCAUCUUAGUUAUCGCCAUAGGAAUUCACAUACGUGCUUGAUCAAUCACCAACCUCUUCUCUUCUCUUUUGUUAUUGUUCGUCCUUUUCUCUUUUUCCCCCGGAGUUUGCUGAUCUUGAUGGGUUCUCUGUGUGAUGCUGUCCUUUUGACAGUAUUUUCAAACCUCUUUCUGCAUGAUUGCCAUCUGCAAUUAAGUUCGUCUUGAGAUGGCAAUUUUAAGGCUCUUUCGGGCUUUCCUACACAUAACAGUGCCUGCGCCUAAGAAAUGUUGUACAAUUCGAGCAGGUUUUGUGAUAUUAUCUGGCAAAUGAUAAACAUAGACCCGGCUUUUGCAGAUUUUUGUGUAGUUUUGAAUUAUGGACACAAAUAAUCUGAUAAUUAUGUCAAAUUUAAUAUCCUUAACAUGAAAUGGCCACGAAUCUACGCUUUUCUA
Messenger RNA from Neltuma alba, 759 nucleotides. RefSeq lists its product as uncharacterized. The transcript has a single exon. NCBI's taxonomy places the organism in Eukaryota, Viridiplantae, Streptophyta, Magnoliopsida, Fabales, Fabaceae. The record is from RefSeq and is a predicted model, not a curated record. The coding region runs from base 158 to 367 and encodes 69 amino acids.